AUGGACUACGUUGGUCCACUACCAGCAUCGGGUAAAGGUCGAAGCACAUGUCUGCUAGUGGUGACAGACGUUUUUAGCAAGUUCGUGUUAGUUCAGCCUUUUCGGCAGGCAACCGCAGAAUCGUUGGUACAAUUCGUCGAGAACAUCAUUUUCCUGUUGUUCGGUGUACCAGAGGUGAUACUGUCGGACAACGGAACACAAUUUACAUCCGCAAUGUUCCAGAGCCUUCUGGCGCAGUACCAUGUGACCCACUGGAGAACUCCGAAUUAUCACCCGCAGGUUAACGAUACGGAACGUGUGAACCGCGUGAUCACGACAGCCAUCCGAGCUUCCAUCGGGAAGAACCAUAAAGAUUGGACAAACAACGCGCAGCAGAUAGCCAAUGCCAUUCGAAAUUCAGUGCACGAAACUACACAGUAUUCUCCAUACUUCGUCCUAUUCGGAAGGAAUAUGGUAUCUGAUGGUAGGGAAUAUCGGCACUUGAGAGAUACAACAGCCGGUACCGGGGUGAUAAAUGAUGAUGAACGAGAAAGAAUGUACGGAGAGAUUCGCAAGAACUUGGAAGCAGCGUACAGCAAACAUUCUUCCUAUUACAGUUUGCGCUCCAACGCCAAAAAGUCUUGA
This is a messenger RNA of Wyeomyia smithii (pitcher-plant mosquito), 624 nucleotides long. RefSeq lists its product as uncharacterized. Bases 1 to 624 code for a protein of 207 amino acids. The transcript has a single exon. Gene Ontology annotation, biological process: DNA integration. Gene Ontology annotation, molecular function: nucleic acid binding. NCBI's taxonomy places the organism in Eukaryota, Metazoa, Arthropoda, Insecta, Diptera, Culicidae. The record is from RefSeq and is a predicted model, not a curated record.